AUGAGUGAAACGGAAAAACUUCAAAACACCAGUGGAAGUGUCAAUUCCAUUGGAGAGCCAGAGUCUAUUGCACUGACUAAUGAAUUGUACGAUUUUGAUGAUCCAAAUAACUACUUUUCUCAGUACAAGGAUGAGCACAAUCCAAAAGGUUUAAGAAAACCCACAACAGAUGAAACAGGGUCACUCAGAAGGGUGCUUGAGCAUGCACCUAAGGUUGCCUAUCUUUUGUGUUUGGUCGAGCUAGCUGAAAGAGGGUCUUACUAUGGUGUUACAGGUUCAUUGAAUAAUUUUUUGCAAAGGCCUCUCCCUCCUGGCGGUAAAGCAACUGGUGCACCACCAGCAAAUAGUGAGUUACAAGCUGGUGCACUCGGUUUGGGUUUGAAAACUUCUUCAGCAGUGACUACCCUGUUGACAUUCAUUGCCUACGUUGCUCCACUUUAUGGUGGAUUUGUUGCAGAUGCUCAAUUAGGUAAGUUUAAGACUAUCUGGAUUGGUGUUUUCAUCUCUUUUAUUAGUCACAUAUUGUUUAUUAUCGCUGCUAUCCCCAGUGUUAUUCUGGGUGGUAAUGCUUUGGCACCUACUGUUCUAGCAGUUAUAACAUUGGCAGUCGGAACUGGAUUCAUCAAGCCAAAUUUGUUACCGCUCUUGAUGGACCAAUAUCCAUUCGAGCAAGAUGUUGUUAAGGUAUUACCUUCCGGAGAAAAAGUUAUAGUAGAUCGUCAAAAAUCGAUUCAGAGAAUGUCAAUGGUGUUUUAUUGGUCUAUCAAUAUCGGUGCGUUUUUCCUGUUAGCUACUUCAUACAGUGCAAGACGUGUUGGUUUUUAUUUGGCAUUUUUGGCUCCAGGCAUCUUAUUCAUGUUGUUACCAAUUGUACUUUGGUAUUUAGAAUCAAGAGUCAAGAAACAAGAUCCCAAAGGAAGUGUCUUGGUGAAUGCUUGGAGAAUUUUCCGGGUUACCUUUAGUUCUGGAUGGAUUUCCCGUUGGAGAAAAAAAACACUUUGGGAAUAUGCCCGUCCAGGAAAUGUUGUUGAAAGAAUGGCACUGCUGGAAAAAGUACCAAAGUUCCCAGUUUCCUGGACUGACCAGUGGGUUUUGGAUGUUAGACAAACUCUCUAUUCGUGCUCAAUCUUUGCUUGGUAUCCAAUCUUCCUUCUUUGUGAUACCGGGAUUGGAUCUAUUCAAAACUCUCAAGCAGGAACAAUGACUACUAAAGGGGUUCCCAAUGAUUUAUUUUCUAAUUUCAACCCAUUGACAAUUAUUGUUUUAAUGCCAAUUUUAGACUACGUUUUCUAUCCAGCAUUGCGAAAGUAUAGAAUUGAAUUUAGACCUGUUUGGAGAGUUGCAUUGGGGUUCGGCUUAGCUGCUUUAUCUCAAGUAAUUGGUGCUAUUUUGCAAUGGAGAAUUUACAAGACCCUGCCUUGUGGAUAUAAUGCUACCAAUUGUCUGUAUGAUGGGAUUGUUUCUCCAAUAUCUGCUUGGGCACAAGUUGUGUUGUAUAUUCUUCAAGCUUCUGGUGAAUGUUUUGCCAUGACUACUGGUUAUGAAUUAGCGUACAUUAGAGCACCACCUAAUUUGAAAGGUCUUGUGAUGGCUAUAUUUUUGUUUAUGUCAGCCAUUUCAUCAGCCAUUUCUCUUGCAGUUUCUGGUGCAUUGCUGGAUCCAAAUUUGAUUUGGCCAUUUGCAGCCAUGGGGAUUGCUGGUGCAUUAGCCGUUGUAGGAAUUCUCAUCAAGUACAGAACACUUCACGUGGUGAUGGAAGAAGAGAGAAAACUCAGAGAUGGAUAUGUGAAGAACGAGGAACUCAAUAGAGGUAAUGUUUACACUGUUGGAGGUACUGAAGAGGAGAAUUUAGAAGCAGUUACCUCAAUUAAAUCCACUGUUGGAAAAUAA
Messenger RNA from [Candida] anglica, 1890 nucleotides. NCBI's taxonomy places the organism in Eukaryota, Fungi, Ascomycota, Pichiomycetes, Serinales, Debaryomycetaceae. The record is from the annotation of a GenBank genome assembly.